This is a messenger RNA of Funneliformis mosseae, 369 nucleotides long. NCBI's taxonomy places the organism in Eukaryota, Fungi, Glomeromycota, Glomeromycetes, Glomerales, Glomeraceae. The record is from the annotation of a GenBank genome assembly.
AUGGAUCUUGACUGGUGCCUGAUUUGUGAACAAAAGACCCAGGGUACCCUUUACUGCAGCGAAGAGUGUAGGUUUAAAGACUACCUUUCGGCGUACUCUUCACUUACGCCUCCAGCGUCGCCCACUUCUUCUUCUGGUUCUUCGACGCCAACUGAUAGCAGUAAUGCUUCCAUCGUUACAAAUAAGAGUUUCGUGUAUCCUUUCUACCGAAAGCCAUCUCCAUAUUAUCAACGGCCUCCAAUGAUCAUUAACAUAGAUAAUCUUAGAGAUAAUACAGCUAUAUGUGUUUUACCUCCUCCUCCUGCAAUAAAAAAGUCACAUUCUGCAUUAAAUUCCACGAUUGACAUGGCUUCUAAUACUCACGUUUAA